CAGGACUUGGGUGAGGGAGACUGUAGCUACACAGAGCUGGAACACAAACACAGGAGCCACCUGGACAUUUUGAGGCAAACCUCCCUACUGCUGGCUCACAAACUGAAGAUCCAUCAGCUCCAGCAGAAACAGCAGCUUAUGGUGCUGAGGGAGAAAGCAAAGCAAGAGGUUCAGGAAAGCCAGAGGUUUUUGAGUGACUUGCUGCAGCACAGCUCUGAGGAGUGCAGGAGCUCCAGAGGCAGUGAUCCUUCUGUGCCAGGAUUGUCCCACACAGAGCAAACACGGAGAGGACACUGGUUGGAAGGUGACCACGCUGCUGGCAGUAAUCAAGAGAUGUGUUCACUGAAACAACCUGCAUUGAAGAUAGAAAGAGAUCACACUCCAGUGGACCCCAAAGUAGUGGGAGAGAGAAAACCUCUGGGAGGAAGAGGUUCAUAUUGCUCAGUGCUGCAAGAAGGAUCCCUGGCAGCAGAUCACAGGGAGCCACUGCACAACCAUCAAACUGCACAUCUGUUGUCACCUCUGGUGGCUCUGCCCCAUGGGGAGACCUGUGCAAGGGACAACUCUGGAGAGAGCAGUGACCAGGCCAGCUGUGACAGCCAGUGCAGCGCAGCCAUUCCACUCCACGGAGGCUCCAGCCCGUUCUGCCGCCUCAGCCUGGCCCUGGCGCAGCAGUGCCUGAGGGGAGAGGAGCUGCGGGCUCGACACCAGGCCUCCCUCCUCCAGCUCCGCAAAAAGGCUCUGAGGGAGAAGGCCAGGGCUGAGCUGGCCUGGCUGGGCCACCAGAGACGUGUUCUGGAAAACCUGCAGGAUAGUCAUGGAGCCUCUGCCAUGGCAGCAAAGCAGCACAAAAUCCUCAUGGAGCUGAAACAGGAGCAGGCAGAAAUCCAGCACCUGCAAAACAUCUACAGGGCAGCCCAUCAAGAAAGAAAGCUUUUGUUAAAGCAGCAAAGAGAAAUCUUAAUGAUGCAACAUUCAACAGCACAACUCCAGGAAAAGCUGCACAAUUUGUCUGGGAAGCAAGAGGUUGUGAAGUCACAGUCACUGGAUGUCCUGGUUUUGAGGAACCCAGCAACUGAAGAAGCAAUAAAGCUGAAGAAAAUGAAGCUUAUUUCUGGCCCAAAGUCCUGCUCCUCUUCAGCAGAGUCUGCAGCCCCUCCAGAAAGGCCUGAGCUGUCAGGGAGUAAAGAGAGUUGUCUCCAGCUAAAGCCUAAAAAGAAACAGGAGGGCUUUUCUACUGAGAACAAGGGAACACUGGGACAACACCAGGAACAGGCAGAGGAGUCUCCAGGUUUGGAGCAGUCCCUUAGUGUGCAAAUGUCUGGAAUGGUGGCCAAGAGAGUGUGUGGUGCUGCUGGUGAAACCACAGGCUCAGUCUUUAACCAUAAAGGCUGCAAAAACACAGAACUUAUUGCUCAGGGUAAUGUUUUAUUACCUCUGGAACAUGUAAAUUCAACUAAAAUGGAUGAACCUGUAUGUGCACCCAUUAUGAGAGAAGGCAGGAAAUGUGCACUUCAGGAGUCUGUGCUGGAGGAAAAGGCACUUCUUUCAAAGCCAAAGGUGGAUCCUAAAGGCAAUGAAGAUAUUAGUCCAUGUGGCAGCAAGUUCACAGUGAAAAGCUUGGGGAUGCUUUCUACCUGGUGUAACUUAUGCAUGGUUCAGGCAGAGAAUACUCCUGAAGGAACAGUUAAAGAAGUGGAAGUGCCUGUUCCUUCUGAGAUCCAUCAGCUGGGUGACAGUCAGUGUUUGAAGAAUUUGGACCGUGUUUCUCAUGAAGCUUCUGAUGAAGAACGAAAUUUAAAAGCAUUUUCUGAAGGAUUUGCUUCCAAUGAAUCAUCAUCCAAGCCAAACAACUUCUUUUUGAAAUGUGAAAGUGCCAAAUCAGCCUCUUCACCCCCAGAAUUUCAGAGGGUCUCUGCAGUUUGGGUUGACAUCUUGGAAAGCUCCACUUCAGAUUCAGAAUUAGAGCUGAAACAUGGAGAGGACACAGAUAUCAGUGUCCCAGAAGAGUUUGUCUGUGACAGUGGUGAUGUGUUUCCUGAUCUUUCAAAAGAGGUGCCAGUAGCAAUAAGUAAUGGAAAGGAAACAUCACCUACUGAUGAACAUGAACUGCCUGAAGAUGACAGUGCUGAGAUUUCAUCACACUCCCAGAAAUACCCUGGAGAUGUGUUGGAUCAUGGCUGCACUGAUCAUCUGCUUGCUUUCAUUCCAGCAGACAAAGCAAAUGCCUCCAAAACCCAGCCAGAACAUUCCUCCCAGCCUGAUAACCCUGAUGAGGGAAUGGAUGAGCCACAUCUGGGGGCCUCUGGAAGCUCCAGCAGAAACAAAACCUGUCCUCAGGAGGUCACAAAACAGGAAUAG
Molecule: messenger RNA, 2361 nt
Organism: Corapipo altera (White-ruffed manakin)
Lineage: Eukaryota; Metazoa; Chordata; Aves; Passeriformes; Pipridae
Product: centrosome-associated protein 350-like
Exons: 15
Coding region: 139-2361 (740 amino acids)
Biological process (GO): microtubule anchoring
Cellular component (GO): centrosome
Molecular function (GO): microtubule binding
Source: RefSeq, a predicted model, not a curated record